CUGACCGCGGCGGCGCCCGGGCCACGCCGCGCCGCCUCUCCCAGCCCUCGCGCAACUGUCAGGCCGAGCGGGGCCGGCGGAUAUUGGCUCCGCGACGCGCCGAGGCUCCUCCCCGAGUCUGGAUCUUUAUAUUUUGGGAGAAUUUCUUUGAACUCAGUUACCGAGCUCCGGGAAGGAGACAAGUUCCCACAGCCGGCGCGCCCCGCGGAGGCGCGGCGCGGCGGGGCUCACCCGCCUUCCCCGCGGCGGCGGGUGCCUGAUCGCUCCCCACCUCGCAUCCCUCGUGGAGGAAAACGGACUCCCUUGGCUGGGGAGAAAUGCCAGGGAUCUGGAUGUGACCGUGAAAAGAGAACGUGUGACUGGAGGAGGCAGAAGAGGAGGAGGAAAAGCAUUAUUGGAAGAGAAGAAUAAACCAGCCACUCCAACCCGUUCUGCAAAUUAGUGCUAUUACUUCUGGGGUCCAUUGCUUUGAUUCUUUCCUUCCCCCCACCCCAAAUUAAGGAGCCUUGACUUGAGGGCCAAGAGCCAGCCCCCCCGACAACUGGGGGGGGGUACCCUUCUGGGUCGGAAGACCUUUUGGAUGUAGUGUUGGUGGAACAUUUAGACACUCUCUUCUGGAAAGGCCACCAUGAAUUCGGUAGCGGGGAAUAAAGAGAGGCUUGCGGUCUCCACCAGGGGCAAGAAAUACGGGGUGAAUGAAGUGUGCUCGCCCACCAAGCCCGCGGCGCCCUUCUCCCCCGAGAGCUGGUACCGGAAAGCAUACGAGGAGUCGCGCGCCGGGAACCGGCCCACCCCCGAGGGCGCGGGUUCGGCGCUCGGCUCGUCGGGGACCCCGUCCCCCGGCUCGGGCACCUCGUCCCCGAGCUCCUUCACAGGCUCCCCGGGCCCCGCCUCCCCGGGCAUUGGCACCAGCUCGCCGGGCUCCCUGGGCGGCUCGCCGGGCUUCGGCACGGGCUCCCCGGGCUCGGGCAGCGGCGGCGGUUCCUCCCCCGGCUCGGACCGCGGCGUCUGGUGCGAGAACUGCAACGCCCGCCUGGUGGAGCUGAAGAGGCAGGCGUUGAAGCUGCUGCUCCCGGGGCCCUUCCCGGGCAAGGACCCUGCUUUCUCGGCCGUGAUUCACGACAAGCUCCAGGUCCCCAACACCAUCCGGAAGGCAUGGAAUGACAAGGACAACCGCUGUGACAUUUGUGCCACACACCUGAACCAGCUGAAGCAGGAGGCCAUCCAGAUGGUGGUGACCUUGGAACAGGCAGCUGGCAGUGAGCAUUACGAUGGCUCGCCCGGCUCGCCCCCAGCCCUCUCCAACAUGCCCACCCUGGUGGGGUCCCGGCACAUGGGUGGGCUGCAGCAGCCCAGAGAUUGGGCCUUUGUGCCUGCCUCCUACGCCUCCCCCAACUACACGGCUUUCGUCACCAACAAGCACAGCAGCAAACCCAACAGCCUCGGGGUCAGCAACGGGGCCGAGAAGAAGAGUGGGUCCCCAACCCACCAGGCCAAGGUCAGCCUUCAGAUGGCCACCAGUCCCAGCAAUGGGAACAUCCUCAACUCAGUGGCCAUUCAGGCUCACCAGUAUCUGGAUGGCACCUGGUCCCUGUCGAGAACCAACGGGGUCACCCUGUACCCAUACCAGAUCUCCCAGCUGAUGACGGAGACUGGCCGGGAGGGCCUGACCGAGGCAGCGCUGAAUCGCUACAAUGCAGACAAGCCUUCGGCCUGCGGCGUCCCGGCCUCCCAGGGCUCCUGCGUGGCCAGCGAGACCUCCACAGGCACCUCGGUGGCCGCUUCCUUCUUCGCCAGGGCCGCCCAGAAGUUGAAUCUGUCUUCCAAAAAGAAGAAACACCGGCCUUCCACGUCUUCUGUGGCCGAGCCCCCGCUCUUUGCCACCAGCUUCAGUGGCAUCCUGCAGACCUGCCCUCCCCCGGCCCCGCCCUGUCUGCUGCGGGCCGUCAACAAGGUGAAGGACACGCCAGGCCUGGGCAAGGUGAAAGUCAUGCUUCGCAUCUGUUCCACGCUGGCCCGCGACACCUCCGAAUCCAGCUCAUUCUUAAAGGUGGACCCGCGGAAGAAGCAGAUCACCCUGUAUGACCCCCUGACCUGCGGAAGUCAAAACGUCUUCCAGAAGAGAGGCAACCAAGUUCCCCCUAAGAUGUUUGCCUUCGAUGCCGUGUUUCCUCAAGAUGCUUCUCAGGCCGAGGUGUGUGCUGCAACCGUGGCGGAGGUGAUCCAGUCUGUGGUCAACGGGGCGGACGGCUGCGUCUUCUGCUUCGGCCACGCCAAGCUGGGCAAAUCCUACACCAUGAUCGGAAAGGACGACUCCAUGCAGAACCUUGGCAUCAUCCCCUGUGCUAUCUCCUGGCUCUUCAAGCUGAUAAACGAACGCAAGGAAAAGACGGGAGCCCGCUUCUCGGUGCGGAUCUCAGCCGUGGAAGUGUGGGGCAAAGAGGAGAACCUGAAGGACCUGCUGUCCGAGGUGGCCACGGGCAGCCUGCAGGACGGCCAGUCCCCGGGCGUGUACCUGUGCGAGGACCCCAUCUGCGGCACGCAGCUGCAGAACCAGAGUGAGCUGCGGGCACCCACGGCGGAGAAGGCCGCCUUCUUCCUGGAUGCUGCCAUCGCCUCCCGCCGCGGCAGCCAGCAGGACUGUGACGAAGAAGGCCACCGCAACUCGCACAUGCUCUUCACGCUACACAUCUACCAGUACCGCAUGGAGAAGAGCGGGAAAGGAGGAAUGUCUGGAGGCCGCAGCCGCCUGCACCUCAUUGAUCUCGGCAGCUGUGUGAAAGCUCUUAGCAAGAAUCGGGAAGGAGGAUCAGGGCUAUGCCUCUCGCUGUCUGCGCUGGGCAACGUCAUCCUGGCUCUUGUCAACGGCAGCAAACACAUCCCUUACAAAGAGAGCAAACUCACCAUGCUGCUGCGAGAGUCCCUGGGGAACGUGAACUGUCGCACCACCAUGAUCGCGCACAUCUCGGCGGCCGCCGGCAACUACGCAGAGACCCUGUCCACCAUCCAGAUCGCCUCGAGAGUCUUGAGGAUGAAGAAAAAGAAGACGAAGUACACGUCAAGCUCGUCUGGUGGGGAGAGCUCCUGCGAGGAAGGCAGGAUGCGAAGGCCCACCCAGCUGAGACCCUUCCACGCCAGGGCUGCGGGGGACCCGGACUUCCCCAUCCCCCCGCUGUCCAGCGACCCCGACUACUCCUCGAGCAGCGAGCAGUCCUGCGACACGGUCAUCUACAUCGGGCCCAACGGCACAGCCCUCUCCGACAAAGAGCUCACCGACAACGAGGGCCCCCCAGACUUUGUCCCCAUCGUGCCCGCCCUGCAGAAGGCACGGGGCGACGGCCGGCUCCCGGAGGCCGGAGGGGCUGCGGCCGGCAAGUCGGAAAGGGACUGUCUGAAGUGCAACACGUUUGCCGAGCUGCAGGAGAGGCUGGACUGUAUUGACGGCAGCGAGGAGCCCAGUCAGUUUCCUUUCGAAGAGCUGCCGGUCCAGUUUGGGGCCCAGCAAGCAGGCAAGGGUCCCCCGUUAAGCCAGGCGGCUGGGGCCAACCCACUCUGUGAGUCUGAGAAGGAAGAGGCCGGGUCCGACGGGCAGCUGACUGACAGAGAAGGCACCGACCCUCCCGCCUCCAAGAUGCAGAGGAAUCACUCGCCCGGCCCCACCCCGGCUCUGCCCGGCAGCCCCAGCCCUGCCUCGCCCAGGAGCAUCCCGGGCAGCGGCGGCAGCCAGCACGCUGCUUCCCAGCUCACGCAGAGCCCCAGCCUCCAGAGCAGCCGAGAAAGCCUGAACUCCUGUGGCUUCGUGGAAGGCAAGCCCAGGCCGAUGGGGUCCCCGCGGCUGGGCAUCGCCAGCCUAUCCAAGACCUCCGAGUACAAGCCGGCCAGCUCUCCCUCCCAGAGGUGCAAAGUCUACACCCAGAAGGGUGUCCUGCCCUCUCCUGCCCCCCUGCCUCCCUUGAGCAAGGACGCCUGCACGGCAUCCAGCGAGUCCCUGCUGCAGCCUGAGGUGCGAACCCCCCCAGUUGGAAUGAGCCCCCAGGUUCUGAAGAAGUCCAUGUCCGCUGGGAGCCAAGGGUUCCCCGAAAGCCCGGUCGAUGACGAGCACCAGGGGGCCACCUCUCCAGACCCCAAGAAGGAGGUCCUGAGCACCACGACGGUGACGGUGCAGCAGCCCCUGGAGCUGAACGGCGAGGACGAGCUGGUGUUCACGCUGGUGGAGGAGCUGACCAUCAGCGGCGUCCUAGACGGCGGCCGCCCCACCAGCAUCAUCAGCUUCAACAGCGACUGCUCCGUGCAGGCCCUGGCCUCGGGCUCCCGGCCCGUCAGCAUCAUCGGCAGCAUCAGCGAGGAUCUCGAGUGCUACUCCAGCGUGGCCCCCGUGUCCGAGGUCAGCAUCACGCAGUUCCUGCCCCUCCCGAAGCUGACCCUGGACGAGAAGGCCCGCGAGGCCGGGAGCCAACGUUCCUCCAUCAGCUCCUGGCUGAGCGAGGUGAGCGCCGGCAGCGAUGGCGAGCAGUCCUGCCACAGUUUCAUCGCCCAGACGUGCUUCGGGCACGGGGAGGCCAUGGCCGAUCCUCCGGCCUCGGAGCUGGGCGGUGGCAUCCAGAGCAGCCCCGUGGUGUGCCGGGAGAAGCCCGAGGCGGGCCCCGACGGUUUGCUCAUCCUGUCUGACGUGGGGGAGGACUCUUUCGACAAGGCGACCCCCAUCCAGGGCUGCAAGAUAUCCACGCUGGGCAAGGCCAUGGUCACCAUCUCCAACACAGCAGACCUGAGCAGCUGCGAAGGGUACAUCCCCAUGAAGACCAACAUCACAGUCUACCCCUGCAUUGCCGUGAGCCCCCGGCCCGUCCAAGGGCCCGAGGCGUCCGUCGCCCCCGCGGUGAGCUCAGCGCCCAGAGCAGCCCAGCCCCAGGACAGCCGGGAAGCCGGUGCGAAGACAGAGAUGAGAUUUGAGGACCCUUGGCUAAAACGGGAAGAGGAGGUAAAGAAAGAGAGCGCCUAUCCCGGUGAAGAAGGGGCCGGGCGUGAGGCCGCCACAGGCCCCCCCGCAAAGCCUGAGGCCAGAGCAGAGCAGGACAGGAAGGCCAGCCCUGGGGACAGGCUGAGCAGCAGCAGCGGUGAGGUGUCCGCUUCCCCCGGGAGCGACAACCUCAGGAGGGUUGCGGAUGGCUGUGAGAUGGCCCUGCCCGGUGUGGCCGCCCAGAGCCCCGUGCACCCCAACAGAGGCCUGAAGGCCAGCAGCCUUCCCAGGGCUUUCCAGAAGGCCAGCCGGCAGGAGGAGCCGGGCAGUCCGUUCUACCACUGUGCCGCGGAGACCAACGGGCUGGGCAGCGCCCAAGGCACCUCGCCCUGCAAGGCGGCCCUGGAGAGGAAGGCGGCGUCGCCCAAGCACUGUAUGCUGGCCCGGCCCAAAGGGACGCCCCCUCUGCCGCCGGUCCGCAAGUCCAGCCUGGACCAGAAGAACCGGGCCAGCCCCCAGCACAGCGCUUGCAGCAGCGGCACCAGCAGCCCGUCGCACCCCCCGGCGCCCCUCCUGGCCCCGUUCCCGGAUGAGGCCGGCGGCCAGGCCAAGGAGGCCAGCAGCAGCAGCCGGCUGUUCAGCGCCAAGCUGGAGCAGCUGGCCAGCAGGACCAACUCCCUCGGCAGGGCCACCGUCAGCCACUACGAGUGCCUGUCGCUGGAGAGGGCCGAGAGCCUGUGCGCGGGGAGCUGGCGGGCGCACGCGGGCAAGGACAGCACGAUGCCCCGCGCGGGGAGGAGCCCGGGCCGCGGGGGCGCCGGGGCCUCGCCCACCGCCCUGGGCCCCGCGCCGCCCGCCGCCGCCGCCGCCGGCGCCCCCGGCGUCGUCGCGUCGCCCAAGGCCGGCACGUGCAAGAUCUCGGCGGUGAGCAAGCUCCUGCUGGCCAGCCCCAAGGCGCGCAGCCUGGCCACCGCCACCACCAAGACGCUCAGCUUCUCCACCAAGUCCCUGCCGCAGGCGGUGGGCCAGAGCCCGGGGCUGGCGGCCAGCGCCAAGCCCACGUCCUGGUCCACGCAGUCCCUCAGCCGCAGCCGGGGCGCCGGGCCCGCCAGCAAGCCGCCGCCGCGCGCCGUCAACGGGCGCAUCUCCGAGCUGCUGCAGGGCGGCGCGGGCGGGCGCGCGGGGGGCGACGAGCGGCCGGCCGCGCCCCCGCUGCCCUCGCCCUACAGCAAGGUGACGCCGCCGCGCCGGCCGCACCGCUGCAGCAGCGGCCACGGCAGCGACAACAGCAGCGUGCUGAGCGGCGAGCUGCCGCCCGCCAUGGGCAAGACGGCCCUGUUCUACCACAGCGGCGGCAGCAGCGGCUACGAGAGCGUGCCGCGCGACAGCGAGGCCACCGGCAGCGCGUCCUCCGCGCACGACUCCAUGAGCGACAACAGCAGCUCCGUGGGCGGCCGCUGCCGCAGCCUCAAGGCCCCGAAGAAGCGCUCCAACUCAGGUUCUCAGAGACGGAGGCUCAUCCCUGCGCUGUCCCUGGACACCCCUUCCCCCGUAAGAAAACCCGCCAGCAGCACCGGGGUCCGCUGGGUGGACGGCCCCUUGCGCAGCACCCAGAGGGGCCUCGGGGAACCUUUUGAGAUUAAAGUCUACGAAAUCGAUGACGUGGAACGACUACAGCGGCGACGAGGGGGCAACGGCAAGGAGGUCACGUGCUUCAACGCAAAGCUGAAAAUUCUGGAGCAUCGCCAGCAGAGAAUCGCCGAGGUCCGAGCCAAGUAUGAAUGGCUGAUGAAGGAGCUGGAGGUCACCAAGCAGCACCUGAUGCUGGAUCCCAACAAGUGGCUCCGCGAAUUUGACUUGGAGCAGGUCUGGGAGCUGGAUUCCCUGGAGUACCUCGAGGCGCUGGAGUGCGUGACGGAGCGCCUGGAGAGCCGUGUCAACUUCUGCAAGGCCCACCUCAUGAUGGUCACCUGCUUCGACAUCACUUCCCGGCGCCGGUGAGGCGCCGGCCUGGCCUGCCAGCCCCUGGCCCCCCCGGGACCCCACAGCCAGCCCCUCGCCUGGCCCUUGGUGCCGGCGGCUGGGACACAGCAGAAGGAGGAUGAAGGUUGGUGCAAGUCUGGAGUGAGCGCUGAGCGGGAGGCAGUUUUCUGGUGUUUUCUGUAGGAAAGGUGCGAACACCGCGCGUGUGGGAGGAGGAAACAAUGGAAAGCCCAAGGACGUGGAAGCCCCGUGAGACUGAAAAAAGCACUUUGAGGAACUUUCAAGAACUUGUUUAUACAGGGGUCCUGCUGGCAAGAGACCUCUCUCUCCUCUGGCUUUGUGGGAAGGGGCGAGGGUGCGCACAGGAUCGCCGUCGGGAGCGAGACCGGAACAGCGGGUUCCCCAGAGCGACUGAUUAAGUGCCUUGCAAAUCUUUAUUAUCCAAACCUUUCUGUUCAUACUUUCUCGUGUCCAGACGGUGCUGGUCCAGACGGAAACAACCACAAAACAAAACAAGCCCCAUGCGUUUUUUGAAAUGUAUUUGCCGCUCGUUUUCUCUUGGUGUUUGAUCCGAUUUCUGACUUGCUGUUUCUACGUAAGUAGUGUUUGUAGAUCUGUUCCCUAAUCGGUAUUGCUUAUGAAUAAAUGUUAACUGUCCUUUA
Molecule: messenger RNA, 7602 nt
Organism: Prionailurus viverrinus (fishing cat)
Lineage: Eukaryota; Metazoa; Chordata; Mammalia; Carnivora; Felidae
Gene: KIF26B
Product: kinesin family member 26B
Exons: 15
Coding region: 629-6958 (2109 amino acids)
Biological process (GO): microtubule-based movement
Molecular function (GO): microtubule binding; ATP binding; microtubule motor activity
Source: RefSeq, a predicted model, not a curated record